AUGGACAUUGCUCCCGACGUGUCUCCAGUCCCUCAGGCCGGGUCAUCGAUGGACGACUGGUGUUCUGCCUUCCAUGCCCACGUCACAGAAGUAUGCAAGCAACAACUGCGUCGCCGUGCGCUGCUUGCCUUGGCGCUGAUUUCCGAGCCAUUGGAGAGGCAGUGGAACGAGGUUUUCCUCGACAUUGCCUGGGCCGCAUGGGUGGAUGUCGUGCGAAGUGCGAAACGUGCAUACCAGCUGCCCAAGGCACAACGGAUGUACGAAAAAGUCUUGGACGAAGCGCACGAGGCCAUGGGCGUGAGCCGCCUCUCUGUUUGGAGGAGCGGCUGCGCUUUUUCUUCGAGCUUCUCGGAGGAAGCCCUGGCGCUGCUGCUGCGAAGAGCAGCUCGGUCAGAAAGAGGUCUCCUGCAGUUCUUGGCCCUUAAGUCGGCCAUGUUCUCCCGGAUGCUGCGCAGCUCCCUGAGCUCCUCGCACGCCUUGCGGAGUAGCUUGCGGCUGAGCCGCGGCUUCGCCGCGAAGCCGCGAUGCGUCAUGCUGAACGCAGCCCGCCUGGACUUCGAUGGCCGCAUGGAUUGGAAGAAGGUCACGGAGGUGGCCGAGCUCACCAGCCACGACAUCUCCGCGACCGAGGAGAUCGUGCCGCGCGCGCAGGGCAUGGACAUCGUGAUGAACAAGGAGUUUCCCAUCCCAGGUGAUAUCAUCAGAGCUUUACCACCCUCCGUGAAGCUUAUUGCAGAGGCAGGCACCGGCUACAACAACAUUGACCUGGACGCCUGCCGCGAGAAGGGCAUCGCCAUUUGCAACGUGCCCGAAUACACCACCGAGGCCAUGGGAGACUACGCCAUCACGCUGGUCAUGGCCUUGUCUUGCAGUCUGGCUGCGCAGAUGAAGGCCCUAGCGAAAGGCGACCGGCGCUAUAUGCAGCAGUGCCACCUGGGACACUUGGACCAUUUCGAGAUCCGAGGGAAGACCUAUGGCAUUAUCGGAGGCUUGGGCUACAUCGCCUCCAACAUCUCCAAGAAGGCACUGAAUCUUGGAAUGAGAGUCAUCGUCUCGGAUAUGCCAUCCACGCCCUUAGGCAUGCGUGACACCGGCGUGGAGGUGGUGACUUUCGAUGACCUCUUGAAGCAGUCGGAUUUCAUAAGUCCCAUGGUGCCGCUCAACAAGCACACCAAGGGCCUGCUAAAUGCCGAAUGCUUCGACAAGAUGAAGCCAAGCGCUUACGUCAUCAACACAGCGCGUGGCCCCAUCGUGGACCAAGAAGCCAUCAUCGACGCCUUGCGCAAGAAGAAGAUCGCGGGCGCCGCCUUGGAUGUCUUUGGCGAGGGCUCCGCCCCCCCGCCACCGCUCCCAGAGAACAGCCCCCUCUAUGAUGUCUUCGACGAGUUCGAGAAUGUGAUCCUCACACCACACAUCGGCUGGCAGCGCGUGGAGGCGCGGCAACGGGUGGUGGAUGGCUGCGGUGACAACAUUGCCAAAUUCACGCGCGGAGAAGCCAUGAACAUUGACAUGGAUGUUGAUCUCCUGAUGAGCAUCCUGCCACGCGGCCCGAAUGGGCAGGUCUCGUUGCAGGGCCUCGUGUCCUGGAUUUUCUCGCCAAGCUCGGAGAAGGAAGCGGCAACAAGCUUGCAAGAGUGGCAGGACGAAUGGAAGGUGCUUCGGCAACAGAAGCAUGAGCACCUGGCCCGCUGCCGCGCUUUGCUUGUGUUGUCGUUGAUUGCUGAACCCUUCAAGCACUGUUGGCGGGAAGUUUUCCUGGACCUCGCCUGGUGGGCCUGGAGCUCGAUUGUGCUGGAGGCGAGGCGCCUCAAAUCCUUGCCAGAACGGCAGGCCGAGUUCGAGCGGGAAGCCGAGCGGCUGUCUGCCGAUCCCGGCAAUCGAGUUGCACUCGAGGACAUCGCCACGGCAGCGACUCAGAACUUGAACUUGAGGGACCAGCCGGCACAGGAGAAUGCUCAAAGGCAAGGCGCAGACGCACUGGAUAUCCCACCUGGAUUUGACAGGGACCGACUGGUGGAAGUUUUGAAGAUGAAAGAGCAAGCCAAUGAGAAGUACAGGACCGGCGACUAUUUCAGUGCAAAGUGCCUCUACUCCGGUAGCCUGGAGAUGUUGGAGCGCUGCUGUUUGCACCUCACAAAGUCCGACGAGGUGUGGGAGGGCAUCAAGAACAACAUGGCACUUUGCGACCUGAAGCGGCGUGAGUGGGCCCGUGCUGUGGAGACCACCACGGAAAUCCUCCAGAGAAACUCCAAGAACACCAAGGCCCUGUACCGCCGCGGGGUGGCCCGCAUUGGCCAGGGCAAGCUGCGCGAAGCGCGCGAAGACCUGGAGGCCGUGGUGGAGCUCGAGCCUGAGAAUGCAGAUGCUCGCCAGAAGCUUGCCGAGAUUCUUCGGCAACUGAAGGCCAACCGCACUGCCGAGAAGGACCAAGCAGACAAAAUGCGAGGGUUCCUUCGUGGGGAGCGGUUGGACGACACCGUGCCAAUCACCGAGGAUGGGGGUGUUCGAAAGCUCCACUCGAACGAGAACGCCCCGCUAUUCGCCUCGUGGAUUAAACGGGGCUGGCUUGAAGAGAAGAGUGGCGUGGCCGGCGUUGUGACGGCCCACGUGGUGAUGAAGACUCAAGCCGGCAAGGAGCUCCUGAACACCAGGAAGCCACCCGGGAGUCUGUCUGCCGACCCAGGACCUCAGUUGGCCACCCAGCCAAAAGCAGCCGAGCGACCGGCCGAGCCUGCCCGGUGGGUGAUGGACGACUCGUCGAAGGCAGUCUUUCAGGCCUGGAACAGCGCCGGCAAGACCCUGCAGCUUUUUGAGCUCGGGAAGUUCGAAGUGGCCCGGUCCUCCAUGGGCCCAUCAGUGGAGGCGGCGAUCCGCAGCUGCCUUGACAAGUGGCUGCCAGACACGCCGGAGCAGCGUGAGCUGUACAAGAACAUGGAGGAGCUCAAGCCGACCGCACUGCGCCGCCAGGCGAUUCAGAUCUUAGGCCUCCCGGAGGAGUUCUGCUUGGAAGAGGAGAAGGAGCCAAACAGCACCCUGAUGAUGGAGAUGGAGCUCUUGGAGUCUUCCGAGUUCACCGACCUCGACGGGGAUGGCCGGCGCCUCCUGCAUGUCGCCAAGGAGGGGAAGAGGAGCGCAAGCAGCCCGGUCGUGUCCGAGCUCUCUACGGUGCAGGCGCACUUCCGUGUGGCGAAGCUCCUGAUGAACUACGCCCUGAAGGACACGCGCCUGGGCCUCGCCAAUGGGCCGAAUGGCCUCGUCCUGCGUGCGGAUCGCAUGAAGGAGCCCAUGGAGUUCAUCGUGGGCGAGGAGGCUGCAGCCGCCGAGGGGGACUUCGUGCCUCCCUGCAUCGGCCAGUGCCUGAAGCUCCCGCCAACCGGCGUCACCGAAGGGAUGCAGUUCGAGGUGAUCCUGAGAGAAGGCGUGCCCAUCCGGGACAUGGAGAAGGACAUCCACAGCGCCUACAGCGAUGGGAAGUACACGGGUCUGCCUGACACCAGUGGCCCGGUCUCCAUCCGCAUCGAGGUGGAGAAGGUGACCUUGGCCUGCCAGGGCCCAAGUGACGGCACCUGGCAGGGCUUGGAGAGCAUCCUACAAGAGCGCCGGCGCGCAGAAGCCCUCCAGUCCAUGGAUGAGGGGCGCCACAAGAGCCUGGCCCUGAAAAGGUGGAGGCGGAUCUUGGUGUGGUUUGAGGAGAUCCUGACGUGCCGGCAGUGGAAGACCCAGGAAGGUAAGGCUGGAGACAGCAUGUACGACCUGCAGUGGGACGACGACGGGGCAGAGAAGCAGUUUCCCUUUCAGCCCAAGAAAAGGCUCGAGGAGAAGCUUCCGAGCAUGCUCGAUGUUGAGGAGGUGCUCCUCAAGCAGCUCAAAGCUGAUGAACUUUCCGAGUUCGCCCGGGCUCAUGCGGCCACGGCGUCACUCCUCAGCGGCGAGCUCUCCAGGAAGCACGCGCAGUGUGCGGUGCAGGCUUGUGGGAUCUCCCGUGUCCCUGCCGAUGUGGAGGUCAGGGGCAGGUCCACUCUGGCCUGGCGGCUAUCGGAAGAAGGCAAAUCCGCGGAAGCCUUGUCGGUGCUCAAGGAGGCGCAAGCGCUCGAUCCUUCGAGCACGGAUCUCAAGGACCAAAUCGCGGUCAUCACGCAGAAGGACAACGAGACCAAGUCCGUGUCCACCCUCGAGGCGCUCAAAUCGCUGAAGCAGGACCUCACCGACAGCUUCGAGGCGAAUGAUACCGCCGGCCUGAAGCUGCUUCUCCAGGAGUUGGACUCCCUACCACUGACCUGGGAGGUCGCCUCCGAGACCAAGAUCGGCAAAGAAGUCGGCAUGUGCGCCAAGCACGCGGACGCCGGGGUGGCCGAGCCCGCGAAGUCCAUCAUCGCCCGGCUGCACAAGCUGGCGAAGGCGGAGCGACCGCUGUGGGUCCGGUGA
Symbiodinium natans is the source of this 4425-nucleotide messenger RNA. The record is from the annotation of a GenBank genome assembly. NCBI's taxonomy places the organism in Eukaryota, Dinophyceae, Suessiales, Symbiodiniaceae.